AUGCGAGAAGGAGAAACACUGAAGGCCUAUUCGGACAGGUAUUGGGAAAUGUAUAAUGAGAUAGAGGGAAAUUACGAUGACGUCACCAUUAGCACAUUCGAGAGGGGCCUGUCGACAGAGCAUGGUUUAAGAAAGUCCCUAACCGGGAAACCAGUCACUAAUGUGCGCCAACUCAUGGACAGAAUUGACAAGUACAAAAAGGUCGAGGAAGACCAACAGACGAGGAAAGGCAAAGCGAAGUUUGUCCCUCAGGAGAGGAGGGACUUCAGGUCGGAUUGCUUUAACAACAGUAAUAGGCCGAGAAGGGAUUACUCGGAGCAGUCUGGAUCCACUGCGGUACAGGCAAUCCAUGCUAUGUUCCGAGAACCAUUACUUAAGGUCCUAGAGAAGGUGAAGAAUGAACCGUUCUUUCAAUGGUCAAGCAGGAUGGCAGGUGACCCCUCGAAACGUAACCAGAAUCUGUAUUGCGCAUAUUACCAAGAGUCGAGCCAUACUACCGACGAUUGGAGGAAUCUGAAAAACCACUUGGACCGACUUGUCCGAGAGGGGAAGUUGAGACAUCUAUUGCAUCACCCUGUUGGAUGGCAAGAGCAGUCAAACGUUGAAACCAGGCAAAGCACAUUGAGGCCACCUAUUGGCACAAUAAAUGUCAUCCUCGCUGCACUAGGAAGGACCGGCUCCAAUCAUUUCAAAGUAAUGUCGGAGGGCAGGCUCCUAGCUGAAACUGACAACAGGGAAUCCAAGAGGGCUAGAGGGAUGGCCACGUCCCUAAUCGGAUUCUCGGAUGAGGCCAAACAGGGAACCCUUCAACCCCACGACGACGCCUUAGUUGUCACGCUCAGAAUUGGGGGAUACGAUGUGAAGAGGGUGCUAGUUGACCAAUGCAGCGCCGUGGAAGUAAUGUAUCCCGACUUGUAUAAGGGAUUGAAGCUGAAGCUAGAGGACCUGACGGCAUAUGACUCCCCUUUGGUCAGCUUUGAAGGAAAAACCGUCACCCUAAAGGGCAUCAUUAGGCUGCCUAUACAAGCAGACUCGGACGUGGUGGGGGUGGACUUCAUUGUGGUAGAUGCAUACUCCCCCUAUACUGCCAUCGUGGCCCGACCGUGGCUUCAUGCCCUAGGGGCUGUGUCAUCAACCUUACACCAAAAGGUGAAGUAUCCGUCAGAAGCUCAAGUGAAAGAAGUAAUAGGAAACCAGGUGAUGGCCCGACAAUGCAUAGUGUCAGCAAUCUCGUGA
Messenger RNA from Quercus lobata, 1236 nucleotides. RefSeq lists its product as uncharacterized. NCBI's taxonomy places the organism in Eukaryota, Viridiplantae, Streptophyta, Magnoliopsida, Fagales, Fagaceae. The transcript has a single exon. The record is from RefSeq and is a predicted model, not a curated record. The coding region runs from base 1 to 1236 and encodes 411 amino acids.